AUGGUUGGCAAAAAGAAGGCCUCCUUUCGGCCAAAACCCAAGGUUAACGACUACGCUACAAUCAAGAAAAACCAGCAAAAAAGGAAGCAAGCUGCUUCUGCCUUGGCCAAGGAUAAUGAGGCGCAGGAUGAGCUAGACAACAAGCCGGCCUUGUCGGACAAUGACCAAAAACAACAGCAGCGUGUUCUAGACAUCUUCCGCCAUGCGUUUAGCGAGGCUCUCACAUCAUCAACCCUCACCACCACCUUGCAAUCAGUGAAACAAGCCCUCUAUGAUCGAGAUUUUGCGAGGGCCUUUGGUGAUCCAGAGCACUUGGAAGUGUAUGCGGCACGAUGGAGCCCGACUAGAGCUUUGUGUUAUGCCUCUGUGUUGGAAAGGAUAAAGGAGCAUCUUGAACCGCUAUCAGAUGGUGAUGAGACAGAGACGGAAUCGACGACCGACACACAAAAACCACAAAAUCUCAGGAUUCUCUCCGUCGGUGGCGGCGCGGCCGAACUCGUCGCCCUCGGAGCAUUCGUCAACCAGAACCCUUCACCACUAUCAGGCUCCAUAACCCUCCUCGACUCUGGCCCCUGGGAAACCAUCGUCGCCAAACUCACCACAGCCCUUACCACCCCUCCCCCGGUUUCCAAAUACGCCAGUGAAGCGGUCAAACUCUCCAACGCCGCCAUGGUCCCCCCCUCGCGCCUCACGACAACCUUCCGCCAACAAGAUGUCCUCACAUUCGACAAAGAUAGCUUUCCUUCCCUCCUUGGCACCACUCCUCUCCUCGUUACGAUCCUCUUCACCCUCAACGAGCUCUUCACAACAAGCGGCAUCGGCAAGCCCACUACCUUCCUACUCAACCUCACCACUACAAUCCCGCUCGGCUCUCUGCUACUGGUCGUCGACAGUCCCGGCAGCUACUCCGAGACCACCGUUGGCAAGGAAGCGAAACGAUACCCGAUGCACUGGCUGCUGGACGAGAUUCUGCUUCGCACCAAGCCCGAGAACGUCAACGGGCGCCGGUGGGUCAAGAUUGAGUCCCAUGAAUCAGUUUGGUUCCGCCUAGCGAGUGAAGGGUUGGAUUACCCAGUCGCGCUCGAGAACAUGCGGUAUCAGAUGCACCUUUACAGGGCAGAGGAUGCGUCCCAGCAGCAGGAGGAUGACCAAGAGUCUGUUAUCUCGGUUUGA
Molecule: messenger RNA, 1173 nt
Organism: Chaetomium fimeti
Lineage: Eukaryota; Fungi; Ascomycota; Sordariomycetes; Sordariales; Chaetomiaceae
Exons: 1
Coding region: 1-1173 (390 amino acids)
Source: RefSeq, a predicted model, not a curated record